Messenger RNA from Triticum dicoccoides, 1281 nucleotides. RefSeq lists its product as uncharacterized. Bases 4 to 1242 code for a protein of 412 amino acids. The transcript has 3 exons. Lineage: Eukaryota; Viridiplantae; Streptophyta; Magnoliopsida; Poales; Poaceae. The record is from RefSeq and is a predicted model, not a curated record. Gene Ontology annotation, molecular function: protein binding.
GAGAUGGCGGAUCCUGCUGCCGAGAUUCCCCAAGUCCAAGGUGUCAAUCCCACUCCCAGAUCUCAGUCUAUGGAUGGAAAUAGGCUGUUGUGUUCCAGGCCGCCAGCCGACCCGUUGUCUGAUGUGCUCGGAGAUGACAACCUCCUCACCAAGAUCCUCAUCCGCCUCCCACCAAAGCCAUCCUCGCUCCCCCGUGCGUCCGUUGUAUGCAAGCAGUGGGGCAGCAUCCUCUCCGAGCCCGAGUUCCGUAAACGCUUCCGCAAGCAUCACCAGAAACCUCCUCUGCUCGGCUUCUUCAGAGGGUAUGCUAAAAACUUCAUUCCUUCCAUGGACUCGCCAGACCGCAUCCCUGCUGCCCGCUUCUCCCUGCCCAAGAGCAGCACACCCUACCACCAAAAUGAAGCAUACAUGGGCUGCCGCCAUGGCCUCUCUCUCCUAAUCAACCUGCAUAAGCUUGAGACCGUCGUGUGGGAUCCCCUCACAGGUGAAGAGCGCAUUGUGGCUUUUCCACCAGGGUGCACGUUGGGGCGUUCCUGGGCCUGGCAUGGCGCUGUAUUGUGCGUCAAUGCCGAAGAUGGGCAUGUCCACGGAGAUUGCUUCUCGAGCCCAUUUAAAUUGGUUUUGAUCUUUGCUGACUACAAUACACCGGCACUUUGUUCUGUCUACGACUCAGCGUCUGGUGUUUGGGGAAAUAUUUUCUCGACGAUGACGAAAACAGCUGGAAUGUCUUGGUUAAGAAGGCCCAGCAUCCUUGUCGGGAAUGCACUUUGCUUGUUGAUUCGUGGAGGUGAUGUCCUUGUGUUUGAUUUGGAAAUGCAAAGUCUUGGUCUGAUCAAGAAGCCGGUUGAAAACCAUGGUACCGACAACUGGUGUUUUCAGCUCUUACGGAUGGAGAAUGAUGGACUUGGCCUCGCUGUUUUGUUGGACCUCACUAUCGAAUUAUGGGAGAGGAAAUCUAACCGUGAUGGUGUUUUCGAAUGGGUGCUGCUGCAGAAAACCAUUCCACUCGAGGGUAUGGUUCCAACGAGAAUGGAUUCUGUACUUUUCGUCGGGUAUGAUGAGGACGCAAAUGUGAUUGUUCUCACUACUAUGACCGGCAACUUCACACUCCAACUCGACUCAAUGCAGAUCAAACAUAUUGUUAAAAGAAACAAUAUAUGUCAUGACACCUUUUAUCCCUACAGAAAUUUCUGUACUCCAGGCAGGAGAGUUGGGGCGAAAGGGGCGGAUCUGAAACUGUGAACACACUAGAUCUGCUAACGUGCUAUCUUGGUCAAACAA